UUCUCUCUCUUGCCCUGACCGAUCGCCGCUAGGGCCGGCCCACCAUGGUGGGAAUUCGUCGCUCCCUCUCCAACCUCGCGACCGUUUGUUGCUUCCUCGCUGGAAGCCUCCUGUCUCUGCCAGGAGAUGGGAAGAAUGGGUCAUCCGCUUCAUCCAGCACAGUUUCUCAGUUCACGCUUCCUCACACUGAGGCUAGAAGCUUCCAAGCCACAGCCACCAGUAGGGAUGACAUUAUCACAAGCACCCCACAAAUCAGUGUCAGCAGCAUUGGUCAGAUGGAUUAUCUGACCACUACUACACCUGGCUAUUUGAAUACCACAACAGGGAUACAGACUCAGACUGAAAAUAAUGCCUCCAAUAGUAGCACUGAUCCUUCUUUAUUUCUUACUCCAACUACAAACUUACUGGAAACCAAUACGUUUGGCCUGGAUGAUGAUAGAAGAUACAACAGUACCAUAUCCUUGCUUACUUCCAGCAGUAAGAUCCCGACUACAGAAAUUUUGCAAUCAAAGGAGACACAAGGAACAUCAACUGCUUCCCAGCCAAAAUCUUCUACAUUCAUUACCACGGGGCUGGCAACAAAUACCACGCCAGUCAUGGACCCUAAGGCUUUCACAGAAGAGAACACUGUUGCCUCCACAUCAUCUCCAAGGACUACUAUUGGUGAACAAGUGAUCACAUCCAAUACUUCUCGAUCAGUAACAUUUGAGGUUGCCUCCUCUACUUUCUUACCUCACAAAAUCAUAUCAGCAGAGACAGAGGAACCAGCUAAACAUGAACACAAGACAACUGUAUUUGAUGUGGGAAACAAUCAAGAUCUGCCCAGUAUACCAGUAGCCAGUCCAAUAGGAAAGGAUCCCCUAGUAAUUGCUGUCGUUGUAAUUUUUGUUGUGACAGUAGGAAUUCUGGCUCUCCUGGGUUUCUUGAGGUAUCGACAACAUAACAGUAGACUACGGUUUAGACGUCUCCAGGACUUGCCUAUGGAUGACAUGAUGGAAGACACACCUCUUUCCCUCUACAGCUACUGAACAACAGAAAGACUUUUUUAAAAAAAAAAAUAAGCAGAACCUGUUAAAGGCUACAAAGCUUGUAAGGGAUUCCAACUGGGGAGCGACUCUACAAUUUUGGAGCUGCUGUACUGACAUGCAAAUAACUAUAGAAUUGCAAGUCAAAUGACUUACUUUUUAAAAAUGCUGUCUUUUUUUCUUAUUUUUGAAAAUCGGCUUAACCAAGACCUUUUCCUCAAUAUAUAUGCAUUUUCUGUGACUGGAUACAUGCAAUGCUGGAGAAAAAUGAUUCAACAAGCUUUUCAACUGCAGGCUUCAUAUCAAAGAUAGAUAUGUUGGAUUCUGAGAAAAUACACUGUAUGGGGUGCUUUUUUCACAAAAAGUAAAAAGUAUGAAAUAUAUGGAAUAUGAUGUGUUUCUUGAGAAUGGAAAUGCAACCAAACUGUGAUUGGGAGAUCAAGUUGGCUCUCUUAUUUUUCUUGAAUUACACUUCAAGUUUCUAUCAAGAUUUAAAACAUGUUUCAGAAGUAGUGAUCUCAUCCUUUUAAUCAGGGCCCUCUGAAUUAUACUAAAAAAAUUAGUCCAGCAUUCAUUUUCAUAUGGGGCCAUGCAAAUGUCUCUAGCAAGUUGAGACAAAGUUAAAAAGCAAUAAUCUUCUAUUCCAGUUAAUGGUAUUCAGUAUUUACAGUACACUGCAUAGUCUGACUACUAUUACUGGAGUACAUUUUCCCUCUACUUUACAGUGUUUUUGCAGAGAAUAAGAGUAGCUGUAGUUUAUACUGUUUUCAGCACUUGAUUUAACAUCCAUUUACCAAGGAAAUUGUAUUCCUUUAUUCAAUACUAAGGGAUGGCACACGA
This is a messenger RNA of Protobothrops mucrosquamatus (brown spotted pit viper), 1865 nucleotides long. RefSeq lists its product as uncharacterized. Lineage: Eukaryota; Metazoa; Chordata; Lepidosauria; Squamata; Viperidae. The record is from RefSeq and is a predicted model, not a curated record. The transcript has 5 exons. Bases 45 to 1028 code for a protein of 327 amino acids.